Amborella trichopoda is the source of this 2121-nucleotide messenger RNA. The record is from RefSeq and is a predicted model, not a curated record. Lineage: Eukaryota; Viridiplantae; Streptophyta; Magnoliopsida; Amborellales; Amborellaceae.
AUGAGGAUUGACAAUGGAACCGCUGGUUUUACAGGCUAUGGACCUUCUUCAAUGGCUAUAGUGGAAAGGGGAAACUGCUGCAAAUGGCAAGGAGUUGAGUGCCGCAACAUAUCCAGCCCUACCCAUGUCAUCAAACUCGACCUCCAUGGUUCGUUUUCAUGGUUGAGUGGGCAUAUAGACCCAGCCUUGGUAAAGUUGAAACAUUUGUCUUUCCUCAAUUUAAGUGGUAAUGACUUUUCUUUGAGUCCUAUAUCAGAGUUCUUGGGUUCUUUGACUGAACUCAAAACUCUAGACCUGUCUUUUGUGAGAUUUGGAGGCAAGAUUCCUCCUCCACUGGGGAAUCUCACAAAACUCCGACAUCUUGAACUUUCUAAUUUUUUUUUGAGUGUGGACAACCUUGAAUGGCUUACUAAUCUCUCUGCAUUACAACUCCUUAAACUGAAUACAGUAAACCUUUCAAUGUUGUUUUCAUUGAAAAGUGCUUCUCCAAAACCGUUUGUGAGCUUGAAGAUUUUUGGGAAAAAGAUGGAGCAAGGCUUUGGAAGACCUGAGAACAGGAAGAAGCUCAAUAGAACUCUCUUCUCCCCUGAUCUCACUGAUAAGGAACUCAAAAUUGCGGAUGAGGGGAGAAAAUCAAAUGGGUUUCUUGGGGAUGGGGGUUUUCAGGAGUAUGAAGAUUAUAAAAUUUUCAGGAACAUGAAGAUUAGGUUUCUAAGCUUGAGUGGGCAUAUAGACCCAGCCUUGGCAGAGCUCAAACAUUUGUCUUUCCUCGACUUAAGCCGUAAUGACUUCUCUUUGAAUCCUAUACCAGAGUUCUUGGGUUCUUUGGCUGAGAUUUGGAGGUUGAUCCUUGGGCUUCCUCUUCUCACUCAAGUGGAAGCACAGCUCUGCAAUCUCUUAGACUCCAUCCCAACCCCUCAUUUACCAAACUCUACUUCACUUCGUUACUUCGAUGCGUCCAAUAAUAAUAUUACGGGAAACAUCCCGUCUUCAUUGGGAAACAUGGAAGGGCUGUGUGUCCUUGAUCUCUCAGGAAAUGAUCUUUCAGGAAAUAUACCGCCGAGCUUAGGAAAUUGUUCAAACAUGGAAUUCUUGAAUUUGAAUGAUAAUGAGUUAUUCGAAAGCUUAGAGUUAUUCGGAAGCUUAGUGUCUUCACUGGUGGCUCUUGAAGAACUUGCUACGCUAGAGUCGGCAAAUAACCGGUUAUUAGGAGAAAUCCCUCACGCGUUGAAAAACUGGUCUUCAUUGGAAAGUUUGGAUCUAGUUGUAAUGAGUUCACAGGAAAAAUUCCUUCAUAAAUAUCUUAACCUAAGAUCAAACAAAUUCGUUGGGAGAUCGACCCAAGCACUGAUACAAUUGAGUUUUCUUCAAGUUUUGGAUCUUAGUGGAAAUAGGUUAUUAGGAACCAUACCUAAGAGUUUUGGAAAUUUCACAACCAUGAGGAUUGCUAUAGUAUACAAUGAUCAUAAGUGCUAUGGAUAUCUAUCAAAUGAGAAAAUGGAAGGUUUGGAUGUGGUAGCAGAAGGGCAAAUACUUGAAUAUAGCAUGACUUUGUCUUUGGAAAAAAGCAUAGACCUUUCAAGAUACCAUUUAGAGGGAGAAAUUCCUGAAGAAUUAACAAGCUUGUUGGGAUUGGUCUUCUUGAAUUUGUCGAAAAACCAUUUAAGUGGAGUCAUUCCGGAAAAGAUCGCGAAGUUGAAGGAAUUACAGUUGUUAGACCUUUCAAACAAUCAACUCUCCGGGCUCAUCCCUCCAAGCAUUUCAUCCAUGACUUCUUUAAGUGCUCUAAACUUAUCCAACAACAAUUUGUCGGGACAAAUCCCCACAGGAAACCAAAUGAAAACAUUUAGCACAUCCAUAUACUCCGAGAACCCAUACUUAUGUCUACCUCCCCCCAUCCAAGGCUCUGAGGGCAAACUUGAACCUCCUCCCUUUGUUGAUCGUAUUGAAAGAAGCAGGAACAAAUUUGAAUUCCCAUGGCUUGAUAUGAGCAUUGGAUUGAGAUUCAGAGUAGGAUUUGGGGGAAACAUUCUUCUGCUGUUCUUAAGGAAGUCCUGGACUGAUGCAUGUUUUCGUUACAUGGAUAAAAUCGUAGUUAUAUUGCUGCGGUUUUCCAAGUGA